Molecule: messenger RNA, 3516 nt
Organism: Onychostoma macrolepis
Lineage: Eukaryota; Metazoa; Chordata; Actinopteri; Cypriniformes; Cyprinidae
Product: trichohyalin
Exons: 3
Molecular function (GO): GTP binding
Source: RefSeq, a predicted model, not a curated record
AUUAAACUAGUUUAUUCCUUUGACACAGAUCCACAGGGUGUGAAGCUGAAUCUGGUUGUGUGUGGCAGUAACAGAGGAUUAAAAUCCUUCAUCUCAAACCUGAUCCUGAAGCAGAGCGAGAGAAGAUCAGAGCUCAGCUCAGAGUGUGUGAGGAGAGACGUGGAGCUUGAUGGACGUCUGAUCAGUCUGCUGGAGCUUCCAGCUCUGUUCAACACUCAGCUCUCAGAGGAGGAAGUGAUGCGUCAGACUCACCGCUGUGUGUCUCUCUGUCAUCCUGGAGUUCAUGUUUUCAUCUUCAUCAUUCCUGAUGCUCCACUUAAUAAUGAAGACAGAGCAGAAAUAGAGGAGAUCCAGAGGAUAUUCAGCUCAAGAAUCAACAGACACAUGAUGAUCCUCAUAAAGCAGAAUCCAGAGCAUCAGACAACAGAACUAAAUGAAGAAACACAGUCUGUCAUUCAGAGUUUAGGAGGACGACAUCAGUUCAUUGACCUGAACACACAAGUGUCUGUGUUGAUGGAGAAACUGGAGCAGAUGGUUGAGGAAAACAGUGGUGUUUGUUUCUCCACAGAGACAUUGAUGGAGGCACAGAUGGAGAAACUGAAGGAAUUUGAAGAAAUGAAGAGGAAAAUCCAUUCAUUAGAGACGUGGUUUCAGUCACAAGAUUCAAGAGAAAGAGAAGAUGAACUGAGGAUUGUGCUGCUGGGAAAAACUGGAGCUGGGAAGAGUGCAACUGGAAACACCAUCUUAGGAAGAGAAGUGUUUAUAUCAGACAUUUCUGAAACAUCUGUUACUAAAGUGUGUCAGAGAGAAACAGCUGAAAUCAACAGCAGACACAUUACUGUGAUCGACACUCCAGGACUGUUUGAUACUGAACUCAGUAAUGAAGAAAUCCAGAGAGAAAUCAGCAACUGCAUCCCCAUGAUCCUGCCUGGACCACAUGUGUUUCUCUUACUGAUACCACUGGGACGAUUCACUCAAGAAGAACAAAGAGCAGUGAAGAUCAUCCAAGACACGUUUGGAGAAAACUCUUUAAAGUACACCAUAGUGCUCUUCACCAGAGGAGAUGAUCUGAAGAACAAAACCAUUGAACAUUUUCUAGGAAAACCUGGAUCUGACCUUAAAACCCUGAUUGAAUCGUGUGGAAACAGAUCCCAUGUGUUCAAUAAUAAAGAGACUGAAGACCGAACACAGGUGACUGAUCUACUGCAGAAGAUAGACAACAUGGUGAAAGAGAACGGAGAGAGUUACUACUCAUGUAAGAUGUUCAGAGAGAAGGAGAGAAAAAUACAAGAACAACAAAAGAAGAUACUGAUGGAGAAAGUGGAGCAAGUGAACAGAGAAAGAGAAGAACUGAUGAACAAACAUGAAGAAGAGAAAAAGAAGAUGAAGAUGAUAAUGAAGAGAAGAGAAGAUGAAUUUAGAGAGAGCGAAGAACGAUAUAAAAGAGACUUUAAAGAAAGAGAGGAACAAGAGAGAAAGAUACGAGAGGAGCUGAAGAAAGAACGAGAGGAAUGGGAGAAACAGAAACAACAGGAAAGACAAAGAAGAGAAGAAGAGGAGGAGAAAUGGAGAAAGAGAGAUCAGGCAAUGCAGGAUGAAUAUUAUCAGAGACUUAAAGAAGAGAAAGAGAGAAUGAAGAUGAUGAUAGAGGAAGAACGACAGAAUUGUGAUAAAGAAAGAAAGAGAAGAAGAAAGAUAGAAAAGGAAACAUGGGAUGAAUAUUAUGAGAAACUUAAACGAGAGAGAGAAAGAAGACUGAGAGAGAAAGAAGAUCUUCAGUUCAAACACAAAGAAGAGAAAGAGAGAAUGAAGAAGAUGAUGGAGGAAGAAAGACAGAAUCAUGACAAAGAGAGAGAAAGAAGACAAGAGGAAUUUAGAGAGAGAGAAGAACGAUAUAAAACAGACAUUAAAGACAUAGAAGAACAAGAGAGAAAGAUACGAGAGGAGAUGAAGAGAGAACGAGAGGAAUGGGAGAAACAGAAACAACAAGAACGACAAAGAAGAGAAGAAGAGCAGAAAGAAAGACGUAGAGUUAAUGAACUUUAUUCAGGAGCUCCUGCGGUUCAGCUCACAAACAAUGAUGAAGAUUCACCUUCAGAUUCAAGAUGUUUGAGAAUCCUGCUGUUUGGGAAGACAGGAAGUGGAAAGAGUGCCACAGGAAACACUAUCCUCGGAAUAAAUGAGUUUCACAGUGAAGCCAGUUCACGUUUGGUGACCACAGUUUGUCAGAAGAGAGUUGGUGAAGUUGAUGGUCGAUCAGUAGCUGUUAUUGAUACUCCAGGACUCUUUGACCCCUCGCUGACCAAACAACAAGUGCAGGAAGAAAUAAUGAAGUGUAUUUCACUGUCAGCACCUGGACCACAUGUGAUCAUCAUUGUGUUUAAUAUGGACAAAAUCACUCCAGAGGACAAAGACACUUUAGACAUGAUCAAGAUGAUCUUUGGCCCAAAAGCAGCAGAUUUCUGCAUUGUUCUUUUCACUAGAGAUGAUCUGACAGGACAAACAAUAGGAGAAUAUGUAGAGAAAAGUAAAGAUGAUGAACUCAAGACACUGAUCAGUGAUUGUGGAGGCAGAUUCCUGGCUUUUAACAACACAGAAACACAAGACCGGACACAAGUUACUCAGCUGUUAACUAUGAUAGAAGAGAUGAAGAAAUCCAAUCAUGGCAGAUAUUUCACUAGUGAGAUGUUUGAGGAGGCAGCGAUCUCCACUAAACAGAGAAUGGAAAUGAUAGAAGAGAAUGAAAGAAAACAUCAUGCUCAAACUAAAGAAUUGCAAACUAAAUAUGACAUAGAAAUCAAAAGCAUGAGAAAGAGACUGAAGGAGAGAAAACAAAAGAUAGAUGAGGAAAGAGAGAGACUGAAGAACAAGUUCAGAGAACGAGAGGAAACACUCAGGAGAGAGUUUGAGGAGAAAGAAGAAUCAGAUCAGAAGAAACGAGAGACGGAGGAUCAGAAACAAUCAGAAGAAGAGAAACAGCAAAGAGAUGAAUAUGAUCAAAGAAUAGAGAAGAUGAAGAGAGAGAAUGAAGAUCAGAGAAAACAGUAUGAAAAACAACUUAAAGAAAGAGAAGAAGAAGAUAGAAAGAGAGAAGAAGAAUAUAAACAAGAUCAAGAAAAGAUGAAAAAUGAUCAUGAACACAUCAUGACAGAGUUAAGAAAAAAACAGGAAGAUGAAAUAAAAAAGAGAGAUUCAGAGGAACAAAUGAGGAAGGAACAAGAAGAGAAAGAGAGAGAAGAAUGGAAGAUAAAAAUAAAAGAGACUGAAAAUGACAAAGAGACUCGAGAGGAAAUUAAACGACAGCAGAGAGAAUGGGAGGAAGAGAAGAAACGACAGAUGAGAGAAAGAGAGGAAGAGGAAAGAGAGAGAAAAGAGAGACACAGGGAUCAGCUGAGAGAAAAACAAGAAGAACUAGAGAACAAGAAGAAAUGUGAAAGAGAGAGAGAAGAAGAACAGAUGAUAGAGGAGGAGAGAGAGAAACAGAAAAGAGAGAGAGAAGAAAAAGAGAGAAAAUGA